Messenger RNA from Folsomia candida, 2041 nucleotides. RefSeq names its product DAZ protein 1. Lineage: Eukaryota; Metazoa; Arthropoda; Collembola; Entomobryomorpha; Isotomidae. The record is from RefSeq and is a predicted model, not a curated record. The coding region runs from base 445 to 1380 and encodes 311 amino acids. Gene Ontology annotation, molecular function: RNA binding. The transcript is spliced from 7 exons.
UGGUUUUGGAGAAGAGGAGGAAGACGGAGAUGAGUAUGAGGAAAGAAAAUUCCGCCCAGUCGAGUUUUGCGUUUCGUUAGACGAAGACGUCGUCUCUCUCCGUUCUUCUUCUAGUUCUCUUGUUCAAGUUUCAGAGUUCUUGAAAGUUUUGGACAACAUUUUUGGCAGGACGGAAGAGAAAGUUGAAGAGGAGGAAAUUGGGAAAAUAUAGAGAGCUGUGCUGAAUGCAAGAAUUAACAACGGAGUCUCAACAAGAUCAGUACACUAAAAAUUUGCGGUUCUGUUGCAUCCAGAGUCAGUGUUUCAUUGUUGCGUUGGUUUGCUGCUUUCCUGACGUUUCCUUCCUACAGUCACUGCCGUUCGUUGGAUUACUGACUGACUGAGAUUUGUUCUUGUUUCCGUAUCAUCGCUUUGCUUGCAAGGAUUGACAGAGAAGAACACAAGAUGGAAGUCGAAAUGAACGGAAAUCUUUCAAAUUCCAGCACGAAUUCCAAUUACAACGGUUUCGAGUCCAACACUGUUGGGUGUGGUACUGAUUCCGGCGGACCAUUGACUUCGACACCAAUUUCCGACCGGAGCAUUGACGGUGAAGUUGAGCAACCCACUUCCACAUCGUACAUUGAGAAUGGAGGAGGAGGAGGAGGAAUGACAGCACCGAAGUAUGGGACGUUGAUUCCCAACCGGGUCUUUGUCGGUGGGAUUUCAUGUCAAACGAGUGAAUCGGAGUUGAUGCAGCUCUUUUCUAAAUUUGGUGCAAUUCGGGGAACCAAGAUUAUAAUGGACCGUGCCGGAGUUUCUAAAGGGUAUGGAUUUGUUACUUUUGAGACUGAGGAUGAAGCAAAACGGCUUCUCAACGCCAUGAAUCAUCGGCAGGAAAUGGCACCCAUAGUUCAUCGCGACCGUCGGUUAAAUAUUGCUCCCGCCGUAAAGAAACAGCCAAUGAUGCAACGGCAAAACGUAACUUAUGGGUCGCAAGGCUCCAUCGGCGCCUCUUCAACUUUUUCUCCCCCACCAUUUGAUUCUUACUACUACGCUCCUGGACAAUCCCCACAAGGGGAAUUUUUUGUGCCACCGGUGCCAAUUCAAGACAACUAUUUUCAACAACAGACACACGGAUUUAGCAAUGGUGGAUUCUCAAAUGGUAUCUCAAACGCACUUUCGACCGGACUCACCAACGGGUACUCUAACGGAGGACUUGCCAACGGCUACUCGUCGACAACUCAGGUGACUGACGGUAUGGGUCAAUUUUACACGGUUCCAAAUCUCGGAAUGGGACAAGCUAUUCAAGGACCGAACGGGAGUAUCAUAUUCGUACCGAUGCCAUCAAUGCCGUCAAUGCCGCAAUGUCAGCAACUCAAUUCAGUCAACUGGAUCGUGUAAACUUAUUAGCUAGUCAGUCAAUCAUCAAUGAAGUUAUAAUUUACAUUCAUAUAGAAGAUAUUGGAGAUACUAUCGUCACACGUUGUUAGCUAGUGAAUGACAUGAAAAAAUGAAUAGAUUUAUUACCGUAUAUAUAUUAUCUCAAAAUGUGCCACAACUAAAAUGUACAAAAUAUUUAUUCAACACUUUUGCAAAUUAGAAUAUUUAGCAGUGCAGUAUAAAAAAUGUGACAACUGCUUUAUCUGUGAUGUAGUAGAACAUGUACUGUAAUAAUAAUUAAGUAACGUAAAAAAAUGGCAUGUACUGUAGAUUUGUAGUACACACUGCAACUAAGAAAUUGUUAAUUUAGUCUAAGGUAAUCAUUUGUUAAACCCCAAAAUUCUUUUGUACCUUGCAUUAUUAAAUGUAAAUCCACGACUUGUGGAAUAAUUGGUUUAAAAAACUGAACAAGUGGGAGAAAAUCUUUGGAAAAGUGACUAGUUUAUACCGUAGUUCAGCACAUAAUACGUAAAUAAUGAAUUAUACUUCAAUCGUAUCAAAUAACAACCAAACAGUGUGAGUGACUACCUAUCCUGAUGCUAAAUAUGUGAAAAAUAUUACACCUUGAAACAUGAAAAAUAAACUAUCCUUAUGAGGAAGUUGAUCGGGUAAGAAUAUAAAA